Molecule: messenger RNA, 1113 nt
Organism: Melampsora larici-populina 98AG31
Lineage: Eukaryota; Fungi; Basidiomycota; Pucciniomycetes; Pucciniales; Melampsoraceae
Exons: 5
Coding region: 1-1113 (370 amino acids)
Biological process (GO): protein phosphorylation
Molecular function (GO): protein serine/threonine kinase activity; ATP binding
Source: RefSeq, a predicted model, not a curated record
AUGCCCUCACCAAGUGACCCAAAUCUUUCUAUUAUCAUAAAUCCCAGCGCAAAGAAGCAUGAACAUGCGACCAAAGAGCACGUUUUGAACACCACACAUCCACGGUCCCUCAACAAGUUGAAUGAGGUCAAUCACACAGUCUCAGAAAUGGGUCACAACCACGAAGCCAAUGUUGAGGACGUGGUGGCUCAUGUCCAUUCCGACAAUGACAACUCAGAUAACGAUAAUGAGGCGAACCAGGACGUACAAGUCCAUAACGAUUCGUCCGAAAAUAACUCUUCAGACAACCACGAUGACACGGAUGGGACGUUGGCUAUGCCGCCUGUUCAUCUCAUCAUUUUGCCCUUUUUAGAUGCACAUUCCUCCGGCGGUGAAAGGACUCUCUACUACGAAACUAUAGAGGACAUGCGUGGUACCGUAGAAGGACGCAUCUACCGUUUGUUCGACGCCAGCUUCAGCCGAAACAUCCCUGCUUACAAUCCGUAUGAGUGGUUGAAUUUUAUGAAACAUAAAGUCUCAUACGUGAUCAAGCGACCCGUAACUUUGCCACCCAGAGACCAUGGCCAUUGGGUGGCUAGAAGGGUCUACAUAGAAGAACACGAAGAGCUUUGUGGCAUGUAUAUUGUCAAACACAACUUAGAAUGGACUCAGAACGGCAGAGCCCACUGUUUCGAGCGUCUUCAAUGUCAUCGCUUUGCUGCCAUGAUGUUGCCAGCUUUUUGCCAAUCUAUUCGCAUCCACAAAGACAGAAAAGAACACAAGCGCGGAACGCCCAACGAUAUGCACCGGGCGAUGUAUUCAGAAUCACAGGGGUUGAAGCUUCCAGCAAUGUCGGUCAUGCAGACUCUAGCUCAUCUAUUCGACAUCGACGAUAAUCUGCGAUGGGUAAUUUGCGAGGCCGAAUCCGACGCAAUCACCUCUCACCAAUUCAUUGAGGAGGAUAACUUUCAAAACUUUCCUCAGGCAAAGAUGACUUGGACAGAGCUUAUAUUCGCUUGGGUUCAUUAUACUUACGAGGUAACUGGGAGACGCACACUAUUUACCAGUCUCGAAUGUAAUGAAGAGGACCAUAUAACGAAUAUAGUUAUGGCUACAAAAGGGUCAGUCUACUGA